UCGAUUUAUGUAAUCAAUGUGUCAAAAACGUGUGGGCUAGUUUGUGAGGAAUUCCCCAUGUACAGUAUGCUCAUGCAUGUUGUUAGAGUGGGUGUAGGGAAGUGAAUUAUGUUUGUGUGUAUAUAUAGUAAACCUUAAACAGAAGUCAACUGCAAGACGCUCUCACUGGAGGAGGCAACAUGAAGCUGUCAGUUGCAUUCAAAGCUUUGGGAUCCCUGUGUCUCCUGGUUGUAGAUGGAUUUCCAGUUUCUGAGAAUUUACCUCCGAAGAUCAUCGGGCCAAAUCACAUCAAAAUAAAAGCUCAUCCAGGACAGCAGCUGUUUCUUCACUGUGAAGCAUUUGCAAAUUGUGAAGAGACGAUCAUCUACUGGCUCGUCAACAACACUUUCCCAGAAGACCUGCUCAGCAGUGGCAGAGUAGUAGAAUCAGAUGAAUCAACUUUAGAUGAGGGUGCGAUCCUACAGAGGAGUUUGCUGUUGAGGAGUGUCACGUCAGAGGAUCUCAAGUCCUCCUUCACUUGUGUUGUGACAAACGCCGCUGGAAUGACCCAAAAGAACAUCACGUUAGCAACAGUUAGAAGUGACUGUAAUGCAGGAAAAAAUAGAAAACACUGAAUGUCACUUAAAGUAAGAAGUGCAAUACUCUGAGCCAGGUAUCACUUGCAAACUGUAUGUACUAUUCUGUGUCAUACUGUUGGGUGGGAGAACUAUGCCAAAGAAAAGUUGGAUGGAGUGUAGAAAACUAAGGGUGCAUUUGGUUCCACAAUAGCGCAUCAUUUUCCUUUCCUGUGUUACCAUGUUAAAAUCAACUUCUACAUUUCCUGUGAAAGGAAUACCCAAGGUGAAACCAAACAAACUGGAGUUUAUUAUUACCCUCUAAUACAAAUAUGAUCUUUGUCAGGACAACAGCACACCCAGAAGCAAUAUUGUAUGUGGAACUGAAUGCACCCUAUAGAUGACUCUACUAUCUACUCACUGCAUACAUAAAAUAUUGUAACAGUUAAUUGCUAGGCUAUUUGAUAUGUUUGUGUAGUCCAGUGUCUGUUUGCUGGUGUAAGCCAUCUUAAAUGUGUAUACUUUUGAACCAUAUGAAAAUAUACUCCAUAACGA
Etheostoma cragini (Arkansas darter) is the source of this 1109-nucleotide messenger RNA. RefSeq names its product interleukin-1 receptor type 2-like. The coding region runs from base 180 to 614 and encodes 144 amino acids. Lineage: Eukaryota; Metazoa; Chordata; Actinopteri; Perciformes; Percidae. The transcript is spliced from 5 exons. The record is from RefSeq and is a predicted model, not a curated record.